GUUUGAUUUGCACUAUAUCUGAUGUCUAUGGUAUGCUGGAUGAUUGAUGCACAUUAUAGUUUUUGAAGUACAGGUACAUUGUGAAGUCACGGAUUUUCUCUUUCUGUCGACACUGGCCACAGUCUCUUCCGCCUGUUCUCUUUUUAUUUCUCUGCUCCAUUACGUUUUUGUUUCCUAUACUAUUCUUAUUGUGUCUUGGCUGCUCCAUUGUACAUUUGGCAUGCUUCCCUAUUUCCCGCUGCUCCCAUUUCUCAUUUUAAUCCUUUGGCUGUUUGUUCUUGGACCCUUUGUUGGGUGAGUCCAGUGCACCCAGUGAUGCUGGAAACCAAGCCUUGGUUUUAUGAGGACAGGUUUUAUUAGGUCCGCGGGUUUUAUUGGGUCCCCGUAUAGCAAAUCCAAGCAUCAUAUCCACCAUGUCCUCAGGGCUCAAGACAACUUCCACAUUCCUCG
This is a messenger RNA of Metschnikowia bicuspidata var. bicuspidata NRRL YB-4993, 450 nucleotides long. RefSeq lists its product as uncharacterized. The coding region runs from base 47 to 298 and encodes 83 amino acids. NCBI's taxonomy places the organism in Eukaryota, Fungi, Ascomycota, Pichiomycetes, Serinales, Metschnikowiaceae. The transcript has a single exon. The record is from RefSeq and is a predicted model, not a curated record.